AUGGAAUAUCAAACAGCUUCACAUGAUGAAUACGGAGAUAUUUUUAACGAUUCCGUUAACAUCAUUCUAAAUGAAAUUUUAACCGAAGAACCGGUUAACUCGGAAAAUCUAGCAGAAGAAAUGCGAAACGCUCAACAAAACCUUACAGAACAGGAUAUCGCAACAUAUACAAUGGAUCAAGACUAUAAACCACCUGUUGAACUUAACAGUACGAAUUGGAAACAAAAAACUAAAGCAUUCAAAGUAUAUGAAGAGCCUUUACUGGAUAUUAAAAACAAAGAUUUAUGUUCUGAAUGCAAAUAUCCUUACGAUGAAAAAGAUUUGAUUGACAACAUUUGCAAUGAAUGUUACAAAGAAAGUACGCUUCCAUGUGUUAUCUGCCAAAACGAAACACUCAGAAUCAAUCUCAAACAAAAUAUUUGCGAAAAAUGCUUUGAACCAGAAAUAAUGAUCAAUACAAUGAUCAAUAUUACACCAAAGUGUAAUCACUGUAAAAACGAAACACCUGCGAAUUUAUUACAGAAUGGAAAAUGUAAUAUGUGUAGAAGGAUCCAAGAAAAAGAUGAAAUCCAAGAAAUUUCACAAGACGAAUUUGAACCAAAAACGAAACAGAAAGAAGAAGAAUUUAACUUUGAAAAAAUUGAAAGAACUGAAAUUGAGCAAAUUAAAGAAAACGUUAUUAACCUACAAAUACUGGCGAAUGAACAAGCUGAACAUAUUCAAAUCCUAAAACAAGCAAUUGAAAUUCAUCAAUUAAUGUUUAAUGAACUUCACCAAGAAAAUAUUAACCUUAAACGAAAAUUUGAAGAAUUUGAAGAAAAAGACUAUCUUUCGAAACUUCGAAGUAUUACAUUAUUUGACCAACAGGUUCAACUAUUCAGAACAGCAAUGAUUGGAGAAUAUGGAACUCUCAAUGAAGAUUAUCCUAAUAAACGAUUUGACCCCAUUUUAAAAGAAUAUAUCCAUCAAACUAAACAGAAUAUUUACGAACAAAAGAAAAGGUAUAAACCAGAUGAAAAUGGUGAAUUAGAUUAA
This is a messenger RNA of Ambispora leptoticha, 1035 nucleotides long. Lineage: Eukaryota; Fungi; Glomeromycota; Glomeromycetes; Archaeosporales; Ambisporaceae. The record is from the annotation of a GenBank genome assembly.